Messenger RNA from Helobdella robusta, 2583 nucleotides. RefSeq lists its product as hypothetical. The transcript is spliced from 20 exons. Gene Ontology annotation, cellular component: cytoplasm. Gene Ontology annotation, biological process: proteolysis; peptide catabolic process. NCBI's taxonomy places the organism in Eukaryota, Metazoa, Annelida, Clitellata, Rhynchobdellida, Glossiphoniidae. The coding region runs from base 1 to 2583 and encodes 860 amino acids. Gene Ontology annotation, molecular function: peptide binding; zinc ion binding; metalloaminopeptidase activity. The record is from RefSeq and is a predicted model, not a curated record.
AUGUAUACUUCAACAGAACAUGAAGGCAGACUGCCGAGAACUUUCCUUCCUUCGCAUUACAACCUCUACCUGGAACCUCACCUAGAACUCGAUAAACCACCAUUCCCGUUAAUUGGACAGGUCAAGAUUUAUUUCAAAUGCGUCGAGAGGACAAACAAUCUUACACUGAAUGCACUAGGACUAGAAUUGGGCAUCGCCAACAUAACUUUGAAGCAGCUGACGAUAUCUCAGAACCACUCCGUACCCAGGAUCAACGUCCUCAUCAUCAACGACUACAAGCAAAUCAUUCGCAUGAUAGUCGAUCGGGAGUUCCAGGCGGGCUUCCAGUACACCAUCACCAUCGACUACAAAGCUAACCUCACUGAAAAUGGAUAUGGAAUGUACGCUGUUCCCUACCUCGAUAAGAAUGGACGCACCAAAUAUUUAGUAGCGACACAGUUGGAGUCGAUAGGAGCGAGAAGAAUGUUUCCAGGUUUUGAUGAGGUGGACAUGAAAGCAACCUUUGAUGUCAUCGUUUCGAGGAGGAUGUCACACACCGCCGAAGGUUGGUUGAACGAUGUCUACGAGCGAAGUCCGUUGAUGAGUUGUUACUUGCUGGCAAUCGUCGUCGGAGACCUCCACUACAUGGAAUCCAAGGUGGAUGCCAGCACCAAGUACAAAGUGAGAGCUUACUCUACAGAGCGAUAUGUCCCCUACAUCUACCACCCCAGCCAGUAUUUCACGGUUCAAAUUCAAAAAUGGUUGGAAAAAGAAACAAAUGUUCCUUACGCUCUAAAAAAAUUGGAUCACAUAACUAUUUCGGUGAUUGGUGGAGCCAUGGAGAAUUGGGGCUUGAUUAUUUACGCGGAGAACGUUCUGCCGAUGAGCAACCAGACUUCCACAGCUUCCGGCUACUACACAACAGCAUUCAUAAUGGCUCAUGAACUCUCCCACAUGGCUAGCAAAAUGUUUACAAAUAUCCUGCUAACAAUCUUUCAGUUGCUGCAGACGCCUUGGUUAUUUAUAUCCAUGGUAGACGCAAACCAUACCUCCAUUUUUACAAUUAUGAAACAAUGGUACGGCAACUUGGUGACGUUCGAGUGGUGGACAGACGCGUGGCUGAAGGAGGCAAUCGCUUCCUACUACAACUUCUAUCCACUGGAGGCUCUGGGAUGGAACGGGGCUGAAUUGCAUCAGUUGGAUGGGGUGGUGCCCUACAUGGAGUUGGAUCAGACAAACAGGUCAACACCGGUCAGGAUAGUCAUCAAGUCACCGCAAGAUGCGUACCAAGCUUUUGCCAAGAGUACAUACAUUAAGGGAGGAUCUCUGAUCCGAAUGAUGGGACAAAUUAUGACUGUGCCUGUCCUCAAACUGGCUCUAACAAGAUACCUGAACAAAUACCAGUACAGUGUGGCGAACAGCGACCAGUUCCUGCAAGUCUUAACCGAACAAGCAAAAGACAGCGGGAUAACUUAUCCGGAUGGUAGUACCAUCAACUUCAAGACGCUGAUGGAUCCCUGGUUGGAUCAGAAGGGAUUUCCCAUCCUGAAGGUGGUGGACAACAACGACGGGACAGCCACAGUAACCCAGCAACGUUACUUCAACCCGUCCAACCAAUCAGAUUCCGUGGUCAGUCCCUACGGGUACAAGUGGGACGUACCUAUCCACCUCCUAGAUGACAAGAGUUCCCCGGCUGAUUGGAACAAAACUCCAAACUACUGGCUGAGAAAGACUGAUAAAGAAAUCAAAAUUAAAAUCCCGAAAAGCAGUUGGUACAUAAUCAACCCGGAUCAGAAAUUUUAUUGCAAAGUUUUCUAUGAUAAGAAACAAAGAUCUCUUCUGGCACCAAACCUUAUGGGUUCAGAGGCAAAUGAUCAGAGUAAAACUUGUGAAAAAUCCCACAGGAACGCGUACUACGGAGCCACCGACGCUUACGACAACACUCUUUCAAUAGGAAGUGAUCCAUCUUAUAAUGUCUGGAGUUUGACCUUGAGGCACGUGUAUGACCUUGAAGCCUUUUACAGGAAGGAAACUUGGUUUGCCAAGCAUACGACAUAUUUUGCCAAACACGCCGAUGCACUGCUGAAAGAAGUUGGAUAUGAAUUUAAAGUUGGCGAGCCCAUAUCAGAUACUUUCUUAAGACGAGAUGGAAUAUCAGCCGCAUGUUGGUUCAAGAGCAGCACUUGUUUGCAGUACAUAAGGACGAAGUAUCAAGAGUACAAAAAGAAUCCUAGUCUCAACUUAGUAAACGCCAACCUCCUGCCGACCACAUUGUGUGACGGUGUGGCCCAAGGAACGACUGCAGAUUGGAAUUUGAUGGCCAACGAAUAUGGAAAAAGGAAGAACUCUCCCAUCAUGGAAGAGAGGCAGAGUCUCUUGUAUGCCCGUACCUGCACUCCCAGAGAAAAUGAAUUGCAACAGAUUUUUGACGAGCUUCUGAAAGGAAAUGGUACUUUCUUCAACACAGCUGACCUGGGCUCUGCAUCCAUCUACCUGGCAGGCACUCAGUACGGAGCCAGAAAAUACUGGGAGUACUUGAAUAAAAACUGGAAAACUUUUCCAAAUCAGUUUCGUUUAUUUUCUCAAAAUUUUUUAGAAAUUUAA